Messenger RNA from Nakaseomyces glabratus, 714 nucleotides. It is a transcript of the gene ERV25, whose product is annotated as Erv25p. Lineage: Eukaryota; Fungi; Ascomycota; Saccharomycetes; Saccharomycetales; Saccharomycetaceae. Gene Ontology annotation, biological process: intracellular protein transport; Golgi organization; endoplasmic reticulum to Golgi vesicle-mediated transport. Gene Ontology annotation, cellular component: endoplasmic reticulum-Golgi intermediate compartment; Golgi apparatus; endoplasmic reticulum. The record is from RefSeq and is a predicted model, not a curated record.
AUGUUCAAGUUACUAUUUGGAGGGACUCGAGAUCAACAAGGAGCUGCUUCUUUUUUUGGAGAUAAUAACGAAAUUGUGAAAUACGUGAUGAAGUUUCUCUUGUUGUUGCUGUUGGCGCCUUUCAUCAGUGCUCUGAGGUUCGAUCUGAAGGCUGAGUCCAAGCCGGAACAGAUGUGUAUCAGAGACUUCGUCUCUGAAGGUGAGUUGGUGGUUAUUAACAUUGACACAGACGGUAGUCUCAAUGACGGUAACGUGCUAAACUUGUACGUGCACGACUCUAAUGGUAACGAGUACAGAAGAUUGAAGAACUUCGUCGGCGAGCAACGUAUUGCGUUCACUGCGCCAGCUACUACUUCCUUCGACGUGUGUUUCGAGAACACUUUGGACUCCAACCGUGGUAACAGAAACGCCAAGCGUGCCAUUGAAUUGGACAUCGAGUCUGGUUCUCAGGCCCGUGACUGGAACAAGAUCAGUGCCACCGAGAAGCUGAGACCAAUUGAGCUGGAGCUGAGAAAGAUCGAGGAAUUGACCGAUGAGAUCGUCGACGAAUUGAACUACUUGAAGAACAGAGAAGAGAGAUUGAGAAACACUAACGAAUCCACUAACGAGCGUGUCAGAAACUUCUCCGUAUUGGUCAUCAUCGUCUUGACCUCUCUAGGUGCAUGGCAGGUAAACUACUUGAAGAACUACUUCAAGUCCAAGCAUAUUAUUUAG